Nerophis lumbriciformis (worm pipefish) is the source of this 1776-nucleotide messenger RNA. Lineage: Eukaryota; Metazoa; Chordata; Actinopteri; Syngnathiformes; Syngnathidae. The record is from RefSeq and is a predicted model, not a curated record.
AUGCGAAAAGUGAGGGCUCAGCCUAGAACUACACGGCAGGAGCUGAACAUCAAUGCCAUGUUGCUGCUUCGGCGCUGUUCAGGUCUGACUUCGUUUGGUCCCCUCGUGCCUCUAAGACCCCGUGCGUCCGUUGCUGCUGGGUGGUGCGCGGUUCGUCUCUUGGGUGGCAACAGCAAAGACCAGAGAUGGGAGAACGCUGGACACGGUCUGAGCUGGAGACGAGCUUUGGCGGGUCUCCUGGCCGGGACAGGAGCUGUAUUGGCUUACGGCCUUAACCAUCAUAAGGCGGAGCAGGCAGACGCUGUUAGCAUACCAGUCACGGCACAGAACUCCCAAUUUCCCGUCUUCAGUCAAGAAGAGGUCACCAAGCACCGCACACUGCAAGAUGGUAUCUGGGUCACUUUCAACGGCGGCGUCUACGACAUCACCGAGUUUGUCGCGAUGCACCCCGGCGGAGAUAAAAUCCUGCUGGCGGCAGGUGGGGCCCUCGAACCCUUUUGGGCCCUCUAUGCCGUGCACAACCAGGAGCAUGUGCUGGAAAUCCUCUCGGAAUACAAGGUUGGCGAGUUGCGAGCAGAAGACCAGAAGAAGCAGCAAAGUGCGACGUCAUCGGAUCCGUACUCGUCGGACCCCGUGCGACACCCUGCCCUGCGCGUCAACAGCCUUAAGCCCUUUAACGCUGAGCCGCCACCCGAAAUUCUCUCAGACAGUUACGUCACGCCAUCCGCUAUCUUCUUCAAGAGGAACCACCUGCCCGUCCCUCAGGUGGAUCCAGCGUCCUAUGAACUGCAGGUGGACGGCCUACCCGGAGGGGGUCUCAAGCUCUCCUUGGAGGACUUGAAAAGCCGCUUCCCCAAGCACACGGUCACGGCCACGUUGCAGUGCGCGGGCAACCGACGCUCCGAGAUGAACACAGUCAAGCAGGUGAAAGGACUGAACUGGGGCAUCUCUGCCAUUAGUAACGGCGUGUGGGCCGGCGCCCGUCUUCGGGACGUGCUGCUGGCGGCCGGCUACGGUCCAGACGCGGCGCGGUGGGCGCGCCACGUUCAGUUCGAGGGACUGGACAAAGACGUGACGGGGACAACUUACGGCGCAUCCAUCCCUAUACACAAAGCAGUUAGCGAGGAAGGCGACGUGCUACUGGCUUAUGAAAUGAACGGCGAGCCUCUUCCGGCCGACCACGGCUUUCCGGUUCGGGUGGUGGUGCCCGGAACGGUUGGCGCUCGGAAUGUCAAGUGGCUGUCCAAGAUCACGGUGAGCGUAGAGGAGAGCGGUAGCCACUGGCAGCAGAACGACUACAAAGGUUUCUCGCCGACCACCGACUGGGAUACCGUCGACUUUAAGUCCGCGCCGGCCAUUCAAGAACUUCCCGUCCAGUCGGCCAUCACCGUGCCCGCGCAAGGCGCCUCGGUCCCCCGCGCUGACGAAGAAGUGACGGUUAAGGGCUACGCUUGGAGUGGCGGAGGACGAGAAGUGGUGCGCGUCGAUGUAUCUCUGGACGGAGGGAAGACGUGGCAGGUGGCCCGGCUGAGGAGCGGCGACAGCGGGGAAACCCUAGAACCUCCCCCACCGCCGGGGAGAGCCUGGGCCUGGAAGCUUUGGGAACUGACGGCCCCGCUUCCCCCAGAUGCUCGCCAGCUGGAGAUAGUCUGUAAGGCGGUGGACAAUAGCUACAACAUGCAGCCCGACACGGUUGCUCCUAUCUGGAACCUUAGAGGUGUGCUGAGUAACGCCUGGCACAGGGUGAAGGUCACCAUCAGUGACGAUGAACAAUAA